AUGGCCUCGAAAGAUAGCGAGAUGGCAGCUGCCGUUCAUCAAGAAGAAAUGCAUGAUAUGACCGAAAGUCAUGAUGUGAAAGAGAAGAGUGAUUUCUAUGCGGCUGAUCCCCAUCUUGAGAUUGACCCGGCCACCGACAGAAGGCUUUUCUGGAAGAUCACUCGCCGCGUCCUUGUUACCCAAGUGAUUACUUACUUUUGUCAAUCGUUGGAUAAAGGGAUCUUAAACUAUGCCUCCAUUAUGGGAAUCAAAGAUGAUACCCACCUAGUGGGUCAGCAAUACUCGUGGCUGGGAACAAUUCUUUACAUGGGCAUUCUCGUUGGCGAGUAUCCGCAAAAUUUACUCUUACAGAAGCUUCCUGUGGCAAAAACACUAGCUGUGAAUGUGUUCAUCUGGGGAGCCGUAGUGGCGUGCUCAGCGGCUUCUACCAAGUUUGCGUCCCUCAUGGUGGUCCGAUUUCUGCUCGGUUUCUUUGAAAGCUGUGUUCAGCCUGCUAUGAUGCUAAUAACAGCAAUGUGGUAUAAAAGAGAGGAACAAGCUGUGCUGAACUCGAUUUGGUACUGCAUGACCGGUGUGCAAUUGAUUAUCGGUGGCCUUCUAGCCUUUGGUGUCUCCCACUUCAAUGACGGGCCGAUCAAGAGCUGGCAGCUUUUGUUCUUGGUUCUCGGCCUUUUCACAUGCUGUUGGUCCGUUUUCAUUGGUCUCUUCCUUCCGGAUAGCCCUAUAUCGGCAAAAUGCUUUACGGAGGAUGAGAAACGAUUGAUGAUCGAGCGAGUGCGGCAUAACGAGACUGGCAUCGAGAACAAAGAGUAUAAGAAGUACCAAAUUAUCGAGGCCAUCAAGGAUCCUUUAGUUUGGUGUUGUGUCAUGCUCAUUCUUGUUGCUAACUUGGUGAUUGGUGGUUUGGGAGUGUUCUCCAAUCUCAUUAUUCAAGAGUUUGGCUUCUCGCUGCUUCAGACGGAGCUUCUCAACAUUGCUCAAGGAGCUUGGACCAUUAUUGUCAUGGUCGGGUCUGCAUGGGCAUCUCAAAGGUUGCAGCAGACAUGUCUAGUGAUGAUUAUAUGCGCGAUCCCAGCGAUUAUCGGCACCGUCGUCAUCAUGGUGGUUACUCCGACCCCAUCAAAUGCAGGUGGAAUGCUGAUUGCGUUUUAUUGCACCCAAUUCUUCCUCGCGCAAGGCAACAUGAUCAUUUCGCUUAUUACCCGGAACAUUGCAGGGCAAUCCAAAAAAAGCUUCACUAUGACGAUGCUAUUCGUCGGUUGGGCUGUAGGCAACCUCAUAGCGCCCCAGAUCUUCCAAACCAAAGAUUCUCCUCGUUAUCUGCAUGGCUUUUUGGCGCACAUCAUCAUCUAUGCUGUGUACGUUGCGCUAGUUAUCUUGACUCGGGUUAUCAUCAUGGCUAGAAAUCGCUCGAAGGAGCAAGCAACAAGUGAGGUAGUUCACGAUUUGGCUUUCGAGGAUCUCACAGAUCGCGAGAAUCCUAACUUUCGUUAUGUAUAUUAA
Messenger RNA from Penicillium longicatenatum, 1503 nucleotides. RefSeq names its product putative MFS transporter. Bases 1 to 1503 code for a protein of 500 amino acids. Gene Ontology annotation, cellular component: membrane. Gene Ontology annotation, molecular function: transmembrane transporter activity. Gene Ontology annotation, biological process: transmembrane transport. The record is from RefSeq and is a predicted model, not a curated record. NCBI's taxonomy places the organism in Eukaryota, Fungi, Ascomycota, Eurotiomycetes, Eurotiales, Aspergillaceae. The transcript has 5 exons.